Molecule: messenger RNA, 742 nt
Organism: Exaiptasia diaphana
Lineage: Eukaryota; Metazoa; Cnidaria; Anthozoa; Actiniaria; Aiptasiidae
Product: transmembrane protein 69
Exons: 2
Coding region: 21-680 (219 amino acids)
Source: RefSeq, a predicted model, not a curated record
GCUAAACACAUUAAUUCAAUAUGGCGGCUGCCACUGGCAGAAAAAGUUUGAUAUUUAACAAGUUGUUUAUAGGUCUGUCAUCGCGUCGAUUUACUUCUAUUUUCGUGACAAAAGCUAAAAUACUUCAUUCUGGAGAAAGGCCAAUUGACAAGCCUUCACAAGCAAAGAAAUUCAGUCUUCCCAACACAAGUAUUACCUCAAGGACACUUUGUACAAAGCAACAAGAUGCUAAGUUUGUUCRAGAUUUAAAAUCCAGUCCUCCCCCUGCUAUCUGGCUUGGGUUUAGUGGAGCUAUACCUUUUGCUGGACUUGCUGGUUUAUCAAUGGUUACUCCUGAAUACCUGGACAUUAUUCUUACUGCGCAAUGUGGUUAUGGAGCAUGCAUACUUUCAUUUUUAGGUGCAAUACACUGGGGUUAUGCAUUGUCUAAGGACACCCAUCUCAAGCCUAACUGGGGUACCCUGGGAUACAGUGUGUCCCCAUCACUUGUAGCAUGGUCGGCACUGCUUAUUAAGCCUCAGUAUGGACUGGUUACUAUAGCAAUAGGGUUGCUUUAUGCACUUUCUAAGGAUCUAGGGACUCCAUCUUUUCCUGGUUGGUACCUUGCAUUAAGAAAGGUACUGACAACAAUAGCUACCUCGUCUUUAUUUCUUACUGCUGUGGUUGCCUAUAUGAACUGACAGAGAUCCAGGAAAUGACAGUGCCGUGCUAACAUGGAUAAAUAAAAGUGCAAAAAGAUGUA